AUGGCAGGCUAUUAUCUUGAAAAAUCUGAGAACUGGUAUCAUGUUCGUUCAAAUAGUUUGCCUGCCAGAUCACACCCUGUCACUUCUACGAUCGACGACGAGUUGAACAAAUUAAAGGCUUGGGAGGAAUUGUCGACAUCCAGCUCAAAGGCAGAGACCAUAUGUGUUGGUCUUUCUGGCCUUGGAGAUGUGUAUGAAUGCGUCAAGGAUCUUCUUCACUUGCCUUCCACGCAACAAGCCCUCUUCCAGUUUCCAGACCAGAAAUGGGUUUCUGAAGUUCUAGAUGCAUCUGUCAAAUUGGUGGACGUGUGUGAAACUACAAGGGACCUGCUGUUGCAGAUGAAACAAAGUGUUCAAGAUCUCCAAUCGGGUCUUCGUAGAAGAAAAAGUACUGAAGAGUCAAGCCUCCAAUUCUGCAUAAAUGCUUUCAUCUCUGCAAGAAAGAAGAUGAAGAAGGAUAUUGUCAAGGGCCUAGAAGCAUUGAAGCAAAUGAAAAACAAACUUGGAUCUUCUCCACCAAUUGGUAUAGAAGACCAUCUAUCAAUGGUUGCUAGAGUACUAAAACAAGUCUGUGUUAUCACUAUCUCCAUCUUCCAUUCACUCUUGACAUUCAUGUCCGUGUCCAUGUCAAAGCGGAAAUCUAGUGCGUGGCUAUUGGUUUUAAAAUUUGUGCACAAAGAGCAGAUAAGUUAUGAAGGCAAUCAGAAUAAGAAUGAAGUAGAGAGUGUUGAUGCUGCGAUCCAUGCCAUAAGCAAGAAAAUUUCAAGGAAAGAUUGUGAUAUUGAGAAGAAGGUGGAAAAAGCAAAGACAAGGUUGGAUAGUUUGGAAGUCACCAUUGAAGAUCUAGAGAGUGGUUUGGAGUGCAUGUUUAGGCACUUAAUCCAGAUGAGAGUCACCCUCCUUAACAUAUUGGCUUACUAA
Molecule: messenger RNA, 921 nt
Organism: Nelumbo nucifera (sacred lotus)
Lineage: Eukaryota; Viridiplantae; Streptophyta; Magnoliopsida; Proteales; Nelumbonaceae
Biological process (GO): shoot system development; root development
Source: RefSeq, a predicted model, not a curated record